UCCUCCACUUCGAGGACUGACCGGCUCCGGUCUCCGGCUGCAGACUGCGCCGCGUCUUCAAGAUGAGCCUCCCGCGUUACUGUCCAAGGAAGUGAGAUUUCUGGGCAAUAAUUUAUUCCUCAGGUGGAUUAAAGGCAGCACAGCCGGAUUUGGAUCUGUCCCUGUAGCCCGACUGAAAGUGUAUCUGGUUUUCAUUACUUAGCAGUUCUGGACCGGUUAAAGCUCCCAGCUUGUUCGGACAACACUGGACACCGCGGGGACAUGGACAGGGCGGAUGUGAGCCAGCUGUCCGACGACGAGCUGCUGAUGCUGGCGAAGGAGGAUCUGAUCCGGAGGCUAAGGAGGCUGGAGAGCCGCAACAUGGACCUGAUGCUGGAGCACGAAAGCAUGAUGAAGGACGUGAACCUAAGCCUGCAGGUCCACCUCCGCGAGAUCCGGAGCCUGAAAGACAUCAACCAGAAACUUCAGGACGAUAACCAGGAGCUCAGAGAGCUGUGCUGCUUCCUGGACGACGACCGGCAGCGGGGGAAGAGGGUGUCCCGGGAGUGGCAGCGGUUCGGCCGCUACACGGCCGGCGUCCUGUGGAGAGACGUGGGGCUGUACCAGCAGAAGCUGCAGAACCUGGAGGCCGGUCAGGAGGCGCUGAGGACGGAGAACGUGGAGCUGAAGGAAAUCGUCCUGAUGCUGGAUGAGGAGAGGAGCGGAGCCGGCUCCCGGAGCUCCAUCGACAGCCAGUGCAGCCUGAGCAACCUGAGCUGCCCGGCGCCGGUUCGGGACGUCGGCGACGGCAGCAGCACAUCCAGCACCGGGAGCGCCGGUAGUCCCGACCACCACUUUCACAAGACACCCGAGGGAAAGACAGCAUCUCUGGGGAGGUCUAUGGACGACCUGUCCGCCCCUCACUUCCACAGAGGGACUGGACUCAGCGAUGCAUCUGCCAGCUACAUCCGACAGCUGGAGAACCAGGUGAGGAUGCUGGAGGAGGAAAACAAGCAGCUGCUGUCACAGAUGAAUGGAGAGGAAGUGAAGAAACUGAGCAAUGGUUUGCCUCUUUAUCACUCAGAAACUCAGCUCCCACAGUUCCCGGACAACAUGCACAACGGUGCUGCUCGGACCCCCAGCGGUGAACUCUCCCCCACAGGGCUCUACCUCCCCCCGGGGCAGAAACCAGAAGUUGUAGUGCACGCAAUGAAGGUGCUGGAGGUCCAUGAGAAGGUGGACAGGCAGAGCUUACAGGGAUAUGAUGAAGAUCUUAGUGAGAAAGAGAAGGCCAUCGUCAGAGAGAUGUGCAAUGUGGUUUGGAGAAAGCUGGGUGACGUUGCCAGCAGCAAGCCUUCUGUCCGACAGCAGCUCUCAGGCAACCAGUUUAAAGGGCCUUUAUAGAUGAAGCUGCCAGUGGUCCCAGCAAACAUACACAGCUGCUUUGGACUGGAGGCUUUUCAGGACAGCAUUGCUGUCUUGGCUGCACAGCCUCCUCAGCCUGGACUAAACUGAGUCCUGAUGGAUGUACAGCUCAGUCUACUGGGACACUGGGGGACUCUGGCAGUCACAGUUUGGUGCAGAUGGACACACGACAGCCAAUCUCAUACUCUCCAUUAGCAAUGCGUCCACACAGCCUCUACAGGAGCCUCUAUUUACGCUGAAGAAAAGAAAGGAGUACAUCUCAGAUCUCUUACUUGAUAUGUCCUCGCUCAUCACUUUUCUGCUGUGCUUUCCUGAAGGCCAUCACAAAGCUCUUAUUUCUGCUCCGAGGAGCCGUGAGCGAGGGGAGCAGCCUUCACGGACGUCUGGAUAUCAGUUAUUGAUUGGCUGCUGCAGGUGAUUCGACUGAUCUGAUCCAUUACAACAUCACUGGAGCAUCAUGCCAGGGUGAAGGCGGAUAAGAGACUGAACUUGAAGUGUAUCAGGCCCAAAUUUAACAUUUUGUUUUCUUACUUGUUGUUUUCAUGAUCAUUUUUAUUAAGGAUACAAUUAAAGUCAGAGAGCAGGAGAGUCUGCCGGUCAGCAAGAAACUCUUUUUACAAUAUUCAUCCUCAGUCCCAUGAAGUCACAUGUGAGUCUGAUGAGCAUCAGGUUUGAUACGAGCUACAUAAUUUUAAUUUCCCUGAAACAUUUGACCUAAUAAAUGAUUUCCACGAUCAUAUUCUGGGUUAUUAAAUAAUGAUUUUACAAUCAGAGCAUCAAUAGAUCCAGAUGCAAAUAAUGAAUAGAUAAUAUAAAGGCAUUCUGCUUCCUGAGCCUCAGAGCUGGACACAUCACACAGACUGCAGGUUGUUCUUCAUGUGCAGGUGUUUGUUAGACAGGAAACAGGCCCUGCUGCUCUGGCUCUGAUAACUGUCGUAUUAGCACAGUACACAUGUGUGCAGAGACAAAUUCAUUGAAAGUCUCUACAGCUGUAAAAGCCUGCUGACAGCUGUUCCAGCUGUGAUCAGAUGUUGCGAAAAACAAAAAUCGCUUCACAUGACGCUUCAGAGGACAGAACAUGUCAUUUCUCUGAAAGCAUAUUUCCAAGUUUCUUCUCUCCUCGCAUUGUUUCCUUGCUUCUCCUCAUGCACCCUUGGUGGAGGGACUAAGAUGCAAGGAAGGACAUAUAUUGAUCUAAAAUAACCCAACCUAUUGUAAAAAAUGGUGAGGAAAGCCCUUUGAUCAUUAUCACUGCAGUCAAGCUGGCCCUCCCUAUAUUGUUUUGCAGUACGUGUAUAUAUUAGGCAUUGUGGUUGGAGCAUACAAGCAAUGAUUACAAAAUAUAAGCAACCUUCUGGUGAACGUUAUUUCACACUCAGUCAUUUUGUCAAUAAGGAGUGAAUGAAUAUAUAGUUAUACAGAACUAAAUCAAGCAUAAGGGAAAAAUGAAUUAAAGUAAUGAGACAAAAUAUCCACUACCUGCAAAUGUAAUUCAGAGAAAAAUGUAGGUUCUGAAAACUGAGGCUUUGUCAUUUCAAUUGUGUGAAUAAUCAGCGAACUUAAUAAAGGAUGCAUUUCAAAAGACAUCUGAGCACCAAAAUAACAGAAGCACAGAGCAGUUUCACUCCAGUUUGAUAGUGUCAGACGAUAUCAGGGUGUUCUGGCGUUGAAUAUGUUCCCUCUAAAUUCAGACUGAUAUUAAAAGGAAACUUCCUGUAUCCACCAACCAGUUUCAUGUCACCCUGACAGAACGCUACCUCAGAAACUAUCAGCACCAAACAAGUGAUGAAAUGAGUUUGCGACAAUAUGGCUAAUUUUAGUUGUUAAAAAAAAACAUCUACAGUAACUGUGACUAUUUAUUCUAAUUUUGAUGAGUUAGUUUUCAAAAGAAAAUGUUUGUCACAUAUUAAUGUGCAGGAAACAACAACACAGUUUUAAGGUGCGGCUUCAGUCCCAGAUUAGCAGCGAUGCACAGUAUAACACUAGUGUAAGUGUCAUCUGCUGUUUACAUGUCCCCCUACGUCACUGCCUCAGAAGGGGUUUUGGGGUUUUACAUGGUUCACUAUGCAGUUAUUCAGUGCAGGAUUUGUUUACAUUUGCAGAUCAUUUAAGUACUUAACAAAACACAUUUACUACACAUGUAGUGAUUGUAAUCAUGAAUCCACAUGAAAUCGUUUUCAGGCCUUUAUGUCAGUUAAUAAUAUUGCGAGCCUUGCCUUUAACAACACUUCUCACAUAGUGUCAAACACUGUCCAGAAACCCAAAUUUCCCUUGAGGACAGUUUUGUUUCUUAUAUUUUGAAAUAUGAUUUCCAUGUCCUGCUUCAUUGUUGUGACAAGCUUCACAUGUUGAUGUCUCCCAGAUCAUUGCUGCUGCUGCAGUGAAUGAUCAACACACUCUGCUGCUCUUCCUCAGAAGGACUGUGCACAAGUGCAGAAGACCACGCUGACCCAGGGUGGCCCACCAAACCAGUGGACUCUCACAAACCAGGCUUGUUCCCAAAUCCCACAAGUGGAUAAAAAAUCCCUGGAUAAAAAAUGACAAUGUAAUACUUCCAGCAUGACUACAGCUGUACAAUUUCAGUGUGGUUUGGUCUCGUUUUUACAUCGUCAGGUGGAUUUCAAAUGGCAAAUAACCAUAAAUACAUGAAGUAAGCUGACAUGAUUAACUUGGAAUAGCGUCUAUUUCCAGUUGCAGUUCAAUUAUUAAAAUACAUAAAUAAAUCAUGCCUAUAUGGAGUGUGUCAGUGAUGCCUGUUUUUUGUGACCACCACCUGCCUUUGGACGGGCAUAAU
Molecule: messenger RNA, 4198 nt
Organism: Chelmon rostratus (copperband butterflyfish)
Lineage: Eukaryota; Metazoa; Chordata; Actinopteri; Chaetodontiformes; Chaetodontidae
Product: coiled-coil domain-containing protein 85C-A-like
Exons: 6
Coding region: 262-1383 (373 amino acids)
Cellular component (GO): apical junction complex
Source: RefSeq, a predicted model, not a curated record